Messenger RNA from Nezara viridula (southern green stink bug), 279 nucleotides. The record is from the annotation of a GenBank genome assembly. Lineage: Eukaryota; Metazoa; Arthropoda; Insecta; Hemiptera; Pentatomidae.
AUGGCACUAGAGGGAGGUGACGUAACCAGCCCACUUGUACAACACAUCUCUGUACAGUUCUACACGUUAACCGGAGCUAUCUCUGAUCAAAGUACUAACACAUGGAGAAGAGAGACUAAUAAAGAACUGCUUACAGAACUUGGUCAAUCAAUAUUCCAUGAUAUGAAGGCACAGAGGUUAAGAUGGGCAAGCCAUGUAGCUCGUAGUAAUUCAUCUGGAAGCCUCUACGUAACAAUGAAUGCCUCAAUAGAAGGCAAAAGACGAUGUGGAAGCAUGUAG